This is a messenger RNA of Paracoccidioides lutzii Pb01, 1962 nucleotides long. Its product is annotated as serine/threonine-protein kinase srk1. Gene Ontology annotation, biological process: mitotic DNA damage checkpoint signaling; protein phosphorylation. Gene Ontology annotation, cellular component: nucleus. The coding region runs from base 1 to 1962 and encodes 653 amino acids. The record is from RefSeq and is a predicted model, not a curated record. The transcript is spliced from 4 exons. Gene Ontology annotation, molecular function: protein serine/threonine kinase activity; ATP binding.
AUGAGUACCAUUCAGAACCUGAAGAAUUUCAUACGACAUGGCAAGCAGGCCCGCAUAGCCACUCCCCAUGCAGAACCCACCACAAACGUCUCCACCAUCCACGUAGAGCAUCAGAAACAGCCACUCAGCCAAUUCUCAGCCGCUGCUCACGGCCUAGAUGCCCUGGAUAGCAGGUUACCCCCAAAGUUUGCUCAUGCGACAACUCAAACCAAAAAGUCAGCGACCGUGCCCAUAAAAGCUGCAAGGGGACACGAGUCGGAAAUCGAACAGAUUAUCGCAGAGGAGAGGCGAAGUAGGUCACAGAUGCCAAAAUAUCCGGGUUUAGAGAGGUGGGAACUGCUGGAGAAAAUGGGCGACGGUGCCUUCAGCAACGUCUAUCGUGCCAGAGAUACCACUGGCAAAUUCGGAGAGGUUGCUAUUAAAGUCGUGCGGAAAUUCGAGAUGAACUCUAAACAGGGCGAGGAUCACCUUCAUCCGGACCUUAAGAAGAAGCAAAAGCAGGUCGUGGAGCGCUCAAAUAUCCUCAAAGAAGUCCAAAUAAUGCGCCAACUCGACCACCCCAAUAUAGUUAAGCUGAUCGAAUUCUCAGAGUCGAAUCAAUUUUACUAUAUCGUCCUUGAACUUUGUCCCGGAGGUGAAUUGUUUCACCAAAUCGUUCGAUUGACAUACUUCAGCGAGGACCUCAGUCGCCAUGUUAUAGUACAAGUCGCAAAGGCGAUAGAAUAUUUACACGAACAUUCCGGCGUUGUACACCGUGACAUCAAACCUGAAAAUCUCCUCUUCUACCCCGCUCCAUUCAUCCCCUCUAAAAACCCUAAACCCUCUGGCCCUGGUGAUGAAGGAAAAGCUGACGAAGGCGAGUUUACCCCUGGCGUUGGAGGUGGCGGUAUUGGUCAGAUCAAAGUAGCCGACUUCGGUCUGUCCAAGGUGAUAUGGGACAGUGAAACCAUGACACCAUGUGGGACGGUCGGUUACACGGCCCCUGAAAUCGUCAAGGACGAACGAUACUCCAAGAGCGUCGAUAUGUGGGCUCUAGGCUGUGUCCUAUAUACCCUACUAUGCGGCUUCCCCCCUUUCUACGACGAGAGCAUCCAAGUGCUGACCGAAAAGGUCGCGCGUGGCCAAUACACUUUCCUCUCCCCGUGGUGGGACGACAUCUCUAAAUCCGUCCAAGACCUCGUCUCCCACCUCCUCACUGUCGACCCAGACAAGCGCUUCACCAUCAAGGAAUUCCUGGAACAUCCCUGGAUCAAACAAACGAACGAAGAAACCCAUGCCGCCGCCGAUGCCCCUCCUCUCGCCACCCCAGCAGCCCUCCACGCCCACUUCAUGGAAACCCCCCCCAUCGCGCUGGAUCGCAAAAUGGACUUCCGAUCCCCAGGAGCCAUCAACCUGCGCGAAGUCUUCGAUGUUGGCUACGCCGUCCACCGCCAAGAAGAAGAAGGCAAACACCGCAGGAAUUUCAAAUACGGCUUCCGAGGCGCUCUCAACCCUCUCAACGAGGACUAUGAUGAUGACCAAGAUGACGAUGACGAAGAUCUGGAAGAGAUGUACUAUUACGAUCAGGAUAAUAAUGCAGCCACCUGCAUGGCGCCCAUUAAGGCACGGCGGGUGAUUUAUCAUACCAACCGCGCCGACGUGGCUUCCAUGGAGGCUAAGUUGCAGUCUACAAAUUUGAACGCAGCACCCGGUGCAGUUAACAUGUCACAACCCAGUGCUGUAGCGCAGGCGAGACAGCAGGCAGUUAAAAAACAGCCUGCCCAGCCACAGCAGCAACAACAGCGGCAGAAACAACAACGUGGUGGUGGGGGUGGUGGAUAUGGGACGCAUAGUGCUGCUGUUGUGGCUGCGGCGAGGGAGAGCGCGGCGCGCUCGUCGAUGCAGCCGUUUGAGCUUAGUUUGGAUAAUGCCACGUUGUUGGGGAGGAGAGGGAGGCGAUUGCCAGGGCAGGAGGUUGCUUGA